Limulus polyphemus (Atlantic horseshoe crab) is the source of this 480-nucleotide messenger RNA. Its product is annotated as ribose-phosphate pyrophosphokinase 1-like. Gene Ontology annotation, molecular function: ribose phosphate diphosphokinase activity; magnesium ion binding. Gene Ontology annotation, cellular component: ribose phosphate diphosphokinase complex; cytoplasm. The transcript is spliced from 2 exons. NCBI's taxonomy places the organism in Eukaryota, Metazoa, Arthropoda, Merostomata, Xiphosura, Limulidae. The annotation marks the transcript as partial. Gene Ontology annotation, biological process: 5-phosphoribose 1-diphosphate biosynthetic process; purine nucleotide biosynthetic process. The record is from RefSeq and is a predicted model, not a curated record.
CUUACUAGCGUCAAAACAUCGGUAAUUGAGGAUGAGUGUGGGUACAAUAAUGAGAUUGGGACUUUAAUACCACUUAUAAGGGUAAGAAAAAAGAAAAUAUUUAUCUCGAAUUUUUAAAGAUUGAAAAGUGGAAGCUCAUUUAAGUCAGGAAAUGCCGAAUAUCAAGGUUUUUAGUGGAUCAUCACACCCAGAUUUGGCUCAGAAAAUAGUUGAUCGAUUAGGGAUUGGAUUAGGCAAAGUUGUUCUGAAGAAAUUCAGUAAUCAAGAAACGAGUGUGGAGGUUGGAGAAUCGGUGAGAGGAGAAGAUGUUUACAUCAUUCAGAGUGGAUGUGGUGAGGUUAACGAUAAUCUGAUGGAACUGUUAAUCAUGAUCAAUACUUGCAAGAUAGCUUCUGCAUCUCGUGUUAAUGCUGUCAUUCCUUGCUUCCCGUAUGCCAGGCAAGAUAAGAAAGAUAAGGUGAGUAGUAUCAGUCUUAUAAA